AUGAGAGGUCCAGCCACCAACGCCCGCAGCCUCCUCGCGGUUCUCCUUGCGACCGGGAUUCUGGUUCCUUUUCUCACGGCCCUCCGUUUGUUCAUCAUCAUCCGCAAGACACGCAUUGGGAAGUUUUCGGCGGCCUAUUUUGGAGAGGUGUUUCUGGUUGUGGUUGCAGUGUUGAACACCGUUGAGACGGUUCUGUGGUUCUGGAACUCGUGGGAGGAGCUGAAUGGUGGUGUGGAUGCGAUUGGCGUGCGGUAUCUUCAGCGAGCAUUCUGGGCCUCCAUAACAUAUACCGUACAUCUCUGGGUUCUCAAGGGCGCUUUCCUCUCCCUUUACUACGACCUAGUACCAACACUCAACUGGAAGUCUCGAUGGCUCCUCUACGUUACUACGGGGUUGACAGUGUUGUCCUUCCCGGGAGUUUUGACUGGCCAGGCGCUGUUUUGUAGGCCUAUUAACCGGAAUUGGUCUAUGGAAUCGGACUUCUGCACGCACAUCACGUCCAGGACUUGGAUUGUGGCUUCCUCAUGGGCUAAUAUUGCGACCGACUUACUAAUUUCCGCAAUACCUCUCUGCAUCAUCUCGACGUUAAAACUUAGCACUCGUGAACGUUACGGAUUCAUCGCCAUUUACGGCCUCUGCUCUCUUUCUAUCUUCGCCUCUAUCUUGCGCUUCUCGGUCCUUACGCACGACGCUACCACUUCCCCACCCCCCAACCUCAAGACCCUGCACGCGGUGAUCUUCUGGUCCACUAUUGAGGUUCUCUGCGCUCAUAUCUGCUACUGCAUCCCCGCUUUCCGUGUUCUAGUGCGUAAGAAAAAGGAACGCCGCCCCAGCAAUGCGGCCAGCGAACGGUGCAUCGAAAGCCGUGCGACGGUACGGACUACACCUGUCACGGGUGGCGGUGGGGAGUGGUUCGAUUAUGACAUUGUGUCCCCGCUAGAGGAGAGCCCUAUUACACCGUUGACUGGAGGUAGCGGUGAAAGCGGAAUACGAGGUGAUAGGAGGAGUUGGCUUCCGAGAAGAUGGUCGAUAAGGGGUCCGCCCGAAGUGAGGACUGUACCGGCGGGAUUGGAAAGGCAGCCUACAACGCUGGACAGGAAUACUAGUAGAGGGAGGGGGUGGACGCUAGUUGCGACGGAGGAUAGGGUAUCGGCGGACUUGGUGUAA
Molecule: messenger RNA, 1167 nt
Organism: Morchella importuna
Lineage: Eukaryota; Fungi; Ascomycota; Pezizomycetes; Pezizales; Morchellaceae
Exons: 4
Coding region: 1-1167 (388 amino acids)
Source: RefSeq, a predicted model, not a curated record